Messenger RNA from Paramacrobiotus metropolitanus, 1663 nucleotides. RefSeq lists its product as uncharacterized. The transcript has 2 exons. NCBI's taxonomy places the organism in Eukaryota, Metazoa, Tardigrada, Eutardigrada, Parachela, Macrobiotidae. Bases 305 to 853 code for a protein of 182 amino acids. The record is from RefSeq and is a predicted model, not a curated record.
CAUUGAUCGCAUUGAAGAUAAUCCCGCAAGACGUGCAGUUGCCAAGUUGAUGUUAAAUUCAUUUUGGGGCAAGUUUGGACAAAGAGACAACUUACAGCAGACGGUGUUCAUCUACUCCGUGAAGCAGUAUCUGGAUUUAGUCAGAUCCAAAUCUGUUGAUAUACAGAGCGUUCACGCAGUGACUCCAGAGUGCAUGAUGGUUACUUACUCGCAGUAAGAUGACUACAACGAAGGCAGUAACUGUGCGAAUCUUGCCAUUGCCGCUUUCACUACCAGCCAUGCCCGCAUUCAGCUUUUCAAAACCAUGGCCAAGCUUGGACCGCGCCUUUUGUAUUUUGACACAGACUCUGUCAUCUUUGUUCACAAAGAAGGCAAAUGGCUUCCAGAAGUCGGUAAUGGACUUGGUCAAUGGAGCAGCGAGUUGAAACCAGAUGAAUAUAUUGUACGCUUUGUCUCCUGUGGUCCCAAAGUCUACAGUUAUGAAACAAACACCGGCCGAAUUCAGCUGAAAGUUAAAGGCAUGACUCAGAACGGGUACACGGAAGAUGUCUUGAACGAUGAUCUGCAGCGCACUGGAGAGAAACUUGACUUUGACAAGUUGACCGAAAUCCUGAAAGGCGCUACAAUGCCGGUUGUGUACCCUGAGUACAUUAAGCGGAACUUUAAAGCUCAAGAGAUUUCCACUGUCCGCUUGAAGAAGCAUCUGCGCAUGGUGUACGACAAACGGGUUUUGUUGGAAGAUUUCACCACAGUUCCGUACGGUUUUAAGAAGCCGGUAAGGCAGACACUGCUUGAGCAGACUAUAGUUCAGAUGUCUAUGGAAGUUAAAUGCUGUGCGACACUCAGGAUAUAACACUUGUAAUUCAUUAUAUCUACACAGGACCCACAGCCGGCGUGAUGGAUUUGUAUCUGGAGGAUGCCACAACCAUGUGGUACGAGAUCAAGCGUGACUCGUACAUGGGAUUCCAUAAGAAGUCCAAAGCCAUUACCUUCUGCAAGACGUUUUCGACCGAAGGAGACCAGCGCUUUGUGUAUGCUGCCAUGGAAUUAUCUGCACCGAUCGUCGCGCGUAUACUGGAAUGCAUUUCUGACGAUACUGUUCAAGAGUUACUGGACUCUUCUGUUUUGAAACGUAAGCCGAUGGAUCUUUUCUUGCAUGGUGACGGGACUGAUAACUUGAACAUAACAUUCAAAACUGGGAGAUUCUUCUGUAUUUACUUCUCCCAAACCAAGAACAAGCAUGUGGUUAAGUUUGCGCAUGAUAAGUUCUGCACUAUCUUUUCAACCAUCCGUUCGCUCUACUGAAAAAAAAAAAAAAAAACUCAUCUGUUUCUGUGUUAGGUUGAUCUGUCACAGACAAUCUGACACGGUUGUAGUUGAGGUAUCACAGACCGAUGGCAGAUAUCUGCAUGCCAGUGUUCACUGUUGUGAACUGUCAGAAGCAUAUGAUGAAUGCUAUGACUUACAGUAUGCGGGUACUGACCUAUCGGGUAAAAAGGCAUCCUUACUUACUUUAAUGUUUUUUUUCUCCACACAUUCUGCUAAAAUGGUUGUCCCUGAGGAUCUUAAGCCUACGUUUACUCACGUUCGUCGUGACUUUCAGGACGACGUGGUGAUUUAUAACUCGAACAUGGCCGAUGUGAAUAAGCGCAUUGAAACUUUC